Dibothriocephalus latus is the source of this 1110-nucleotide messenger RNA. Lineage: Eukaryota; Metazoa; Platyhelminthes; Cestoda; Diphyllobothriidea; Diphyllobothriidae. The record is from the annotation of a GenBank genome assembly.
AUGGAAAACGCAAUCACGGACGAAGUGAAUGCACCCGAAAACAGCGAAAAUAAUGAAAAUAACGAUCGACAAUUACAGAAAAAUCAAGCUAAUGAGCAGUCAGGCAUUCCCCUCACUGGUGAGGCGGAGGAAGAUGCGGAGGAAUUGGUCGUCCUUCAUCCAGAUCACCCUUUAAUGCAACGUUUUCAAGAAGCAUUAACGAAGAUGCUUCAGGCGCAUAUAUCUGAGGCUGCAAUCGAGCUAAGAGAAAAGUCUGAAGAGCUGAAAAGGGAAAAGGCUGAGCAUUUAGAACUUGGUUCGACUCUUUACAACGCUCAACAAGAAUUAUCAAGAUUUCAAGGCCAACUGGAACAGAAGCACGAAGAAGGCAUGGUUAUGCAGGCCAAACGGGAAGAAAUGGACCUGCAACUCCUGCAACUGCGAAAAACCUACAAGGAAAGCCAGCAGGAGUAUGACAGGGAGUACAAGAAGAUGUCGACACUGCGUGAAGAAGUCGACAAUCUUUGUUUACGACUGUACUACCUCAAUAAUGCUCGUGAUGAAGUGAAGAAGGACAUUAUUAUCAUGAAGCGAGCCGCAGAAAAGGCUGUCACGGAUCUGACAAAGGUGCCGCUUACAAUUGACCAGCUGACGGAGGACUGUGAACUCUUGGAGCAACAACUCAUCGCUCAGGAGUCGGACCUUCGCGGAGGUGAAAACCUGCUGCACGAGAUGGAUGCUCAAAUUAUGGGCAUCCGGGCAGAUCGUAAACGUUUGAUGGCUCACUGGAACAGCAGCCUAAUUGGCCUUCAACGCAGAAAUGAGGCUUAUACGGCCCUUAUGAAGGAAUUUGAAAAGAAGACGGAUGAGUUAACCAACGUUCUCGCAGAGAUAGAAGGCGUUAAACGAAACAUCUCGGAGGAACAGGAGGCUCACGAAAAACUCACCAUCACUGUGCGUCGCACGGAGAAGGAAAUUGCGAGCAUGAAGUCCCAGCUUGAAAAAAUGCAGAACAGACAUGAAAUUAUGCGCCAAGAAUAUGCAGAAAACUUAAGAAUUCUACAGGAAAGUGAGAGAAACCUGUUGCUCGCCAAUCAUGUACGUUUUUCAUGUUAUGUUCAAUGUCUGUGA